Penicillium alfredii is the source of this 1509-nucleotide messenger RNA. RefSeq names its product cytochrome P450. The record is from RefSeq and is a predicted model, not a curated record. Bases 1 to 1509 code for a protein of 502 amino acids. The transcript is spliced from 3 exons. Lineage: Eukaryota; Fungi; Ascomycota; Eurotiomycetes; Eurotiales; Aspergillaceae. Gene Ontology annotation, molecular function: oxidoreductase activity, acting on paired donors, with incorporation or reduction of molecular oxygen; iron ion binding; monooxygenase activity.
AUGUUCGCGGUGAAAGAUCUCCUGCUCAACCUCGUGUUGAGCGGAGUCAUUCUGGUUUUCUCUCGCUUCAUCUGGAAUUACCUGCGCUCCCCGCUGAAAUCGUUCCCCGGGCCCUCGGUAGCGGCCUUCACCAAUAUCUGGCGGUUCCAGGAUGUCUUCAAGGGUCGAUGUGAUCUCACGCACCUGAAGCUUCACCGGAAGCUUGGACCUGCCGUUCGCAUGGGGCCGAAUGUUCUCAGUCUGUCCGACCCGAAAUUGAUCAGCCAAGUGUACGCAACCAAGAACCCCUGGGUCAAGAGUGAUAUGUACCAUGUGAACGAUUCAGUGGUGGACGGGGUACGGCUCAAGAACUUGUUCUCACACCAGGAUGAAAAGUGGCACACGACAUAUAUCCGCCCCGUCAAGGGCCUGUACUCCAUGACCAAAGUCCAGGAUAUGGAGCCCGGUGUUGAUGUAACCAUCAAUCUGUUUAUGGAAACAAUCAAGGAAAGAUUUAUCAGCACAGGGAAGCCGUGUGACUUGUCUGAAUACAUCAACUUUUUCGCAUGGGAUGUCAUGAGCCAGGUCACCUUCUCCGAGGACUUGGGGGUUUUGAAGGCAGGAAGCGAUCAUCAGGGUCUGUUGGAGACGUCCAGCAAAGUCCUGGACUACUUUGCCUCAGUCUGCCAAAUCCCCAAGUUGGAUAUGCUUCUGGAUAAAAACCCGAUCUGUCGCGUUGGUCCUCCUAGCUUUGGAUGGGGCAUUGGAUUCACUCUCCAGCAGUACCAGAAACGACUGGCCCAAGGACGCCCCUCGCCUAACCCCGACUUCAUGGAUAAGUUCCUGGAAGCCAAGGACAAGAACCCGGACGUUGUCAACGACAACGUUGUUAUUAUGUACCUGCUUUCCAACGUGAUUGCCGGUAGCGACACAACUGCCAGCACGAUGUGCUCCGCUGCAUACCAUGUUCUGAAGAACCCGCGAGUCCAUCAAAAGCUGUGCCACGAGCUCCGCUCAGCCAAUCUGUCCGUGCCCGCCAAGUGGAAGGAAAUCCAGGGCAUUUCGUAUCUGGACGCGGUCAUGCGCGAGGCCAUGCGCAUUAACCCGGGUGUUGGACUCUUGGUUGAACGCCUUGUUCCAAAGGGGGGAUUCAACCUCCCCGAUGGUCGCUUUGUGGCCGAGGGAACAAUUGUCGGUAUGAAUCCGUGGGUUGUCAACCGCGACAGCGCGGUGUUCGGUGCCGACCCCGACUCAUUUAUCCCGGAGCGCUGGCUUCAGGCCGAGGGCGAGGCCGACGAAGAAUACAAGGUCCGACUGUCGAAGAUGAAGGGCUCUGACCUGACUUUUGGAGCUGGUUCCCGCGCCUGCCUGGGUCGAUAUCUCUCCGAACUGGAGGCCUAUAAGUUUAUUGCCACCAUUUUCGCCAACUUUGACAUGGAGCUACCUAGCGCCGAUCACGAAUGGAAAAUCAUUAACUCAUGGUUUGUGAGACAGGAGAAUAUCCCGGCCACGAUCAAGGCUAGGGCGUGA